AUGUCGCAGCUCAUUCCAAGCACCACAACCCUUCGAACUUUUAAAGGUCAUCAGAACGGCGUAACCGCAGUCGCAGUUUUCUCCGAUAAGCGACGGAUGGUUACAGCCUCAUAUGACAGGACACUUCGUCUUUGGGACUUGAAGACAGGCGCUGUGUUGAAGAAGAUGGAGGGGCAUAGCAGUGACGUCUUUGCAUUGACGGUAUCACGAGAUGGUCAAAUGAUAGCAAGCGGUGAUUCAAUCGGAGAGGUCAUCGCCUGGCAUGGUGAAACUGGUCAAUCUCUCACCCAACCAAUCAAAACCAACUGCGGUUGGAUCUACUCAGCGGAUUUUACUCCGGAUGGUACGGUUCUGGUCAUUGGUGGAACUAGCAUUGCGGUGAAGUUUUGGUGUACCAAAACGUGGCAGUUGCAAGGAGAACCAAUCGAGUGUGGUGCUAUUGUCUUCUGCGUUCGAUAUUCGCCUUCUGGUGAACUUCUUGCCAUCGCAACAACACAGAAUAUCCAAAUUUAUAAUCCAGGCACAAGGGAACGCAUCGCAUCUUUUGGACGCUUUAGCAAGUCACUCGUGUGGACGCCCGAUGGCACACGCCUUCUUUCAGGAAGCGAUAAAUACGACCCUACCAUACGAGAGUUGGAUCCAUUGACCUGGCAGCGGGUCGGUCAUCCCUGGAAAGGCCACACUGAUGUUAUCAACGCCAUUGCUAUACACCCUGCUGGCAUCCUUGUCGCGUCCACAGCUGAUGACAACCAUGUCCGGCGACGUGUGUCACGUUCUCUGUGGACGGCGAGCACGUCCGCGCGUCACGACCAAGCCGCCAUUCACUUUACUGCCGCUGUCAACGCCAGCGCUUUCUCAUCAAAUUUCAUGCCUCAACUAUACGAGGAUUUGACCGUGCUCUUCGGCUGGGAUCUCCAGUCCUUGUGUUUCACUGCACACCAGAAACGGUGCCAGGCAUUCCUGUCGGCAGGUAAACCCGAUGAAGCCCUCGAAGCACACAAAUACAUGAUGGAUGCCAUUGACGAAACUGCGAAGGCCAGCUGCGUCGAUUGGUCCAACGGCAAGUUUUCAAUAAUCACGCUCGCUGCGCACGACGACCGUAUUCUUGGUGCGGAGAUCCCUGGGCAAGAUCAAGAUCGCUAUGAUGUAGAACCUAAUUUCUUCCGGGGAAUGCAAGAGUAUUCUCAUAUUUCCCGGCCACGACCUCAACAGCGCCCUGGACACCUGAAGAGAGUCGGGCUCGCUUUGACGAGGAGCCCUCGUCCUCCACCUGCACCGCCCACCACCCCGCCACCAGUCGCCAUCGCUGCUACCUCUAAAACUCGCCUACGACACCUAUUCACCCGGCCACCCCAUCAUACAACGCAUCCCAUCAUCGAAGUUCCUUUCGCAAAGGGUAAAGAGCGUAAUGCUGCCGCGGAUGCUCCUGGCAAAGACCCGGACAUCGUACCUUAUGAAUAUCAAGAUCUCGAUACUACUCAACCCGACCCUAAUACACGACAGCAACAGCAAGCAGUAACAGUACAUAUAGACCCUGGCGAACAUGGAGGCGGGAAGUCGUGUGUCUGCUGCUAGCGGGUUUUGUGGGUGUCCCUCGGAUAUUUCGGUUCUACUAUCGCUCGUAUCGUAACAUUGUCAUUGUAUCUACAGCUAAUUAUGAACCACACGUCUUUCAUAAGUAAAGUUGCUCGUGCCAAUCACGGAAGUCACGUUUGAGUUUUGAAUCUUCAUCGUGCUCACGAGAACUUGAGAAGGAUUCGAUACAUCAGUAUAUCACCCUAGAAGCUUGAGGGCAGUGGGCCGGUACAGGGCUCUGCAGCUAACAAG
This is a messenger RNA of Suillus subalutaceus, 1827 nucleotides long. Its product is annotated as WD40-repeat-containing domain protein. The transcript is spliced from 7 exons. The record is from RefSeq and is a predicted model, not a curated record. The coding region runs from base 1 to 1575 and encodes 524 amino acids. Lineage: Eukaryota; Fungi; Basidiomycota; Agaricomycetes; Boletales; Suillaceae. Gene Ontology annotation, molecular function: protein binding.